Messenger RNA from Puccinia graminis f. sp. tritici CRL 75-36-700-3, 777 nucleotides. RefSeq lists its product as uncharacterized. The record is from RefSeq and is a predicted model, not a curated record. The coding region runs from base 1 to 777 and encodes 258 amino acids. Gene Ontology annotation, cellular component: cytoplasm; nucleus; ribonucleoprotein complex. Gene Ontology annotation, molecular function: mRNA binding. The transcript is spliced from 7 exons. NCBI's taxonomy places the organism in Eukaryota, Fungi, Basidiomycota, Pucciniomycetes, Pucciniales, Pucciniaceae.
AUGGCUUCUGCCGGUCGCAGAAUCUAUGUUGGCCGAAUCCCACCUGAUGCCAGUCGUACUGAUGUCGAGAAGUACUUUGGUCGGUACGGUACUCUGAUGGAUGUUCGAAUCAUGGCUGGAUUUGGGUUCUUGGAGUACGACUCCGUUCGUGAUGCCGAAGAUGCAGUCCAUGACCUCAACGGUCGAGACUUUAUGGGUGAACGAUUGAUUGUCGAGUUUGCUAAGGCCCCGAGAGGUCGUGACAUUCACAGUGGGGGCCAUGGCCCACGUCGAGGUGGAUUCCGACUCCUGGUAAAGGGUUUAUCGCACGAAACUAGUUGGCAGGACUUGAAGGACUUUGCUCGUCAAGCCGGUAACGUUACCCGUGCGGAUGUCGACCGCAACAUGCCUGGUGAAGGGCUUAUUGAAUUUGCGUCUCAGGAUGAUGCCGAUAAUGCGAUCCGCAAGCUAGAUGGUACCGAGCUGAAAGGGAUGGUAGUGACUCUCAUUGAAGAUCGCCCAGGAGGAGGCGGUGGCGGUCGUCGCGAUCGAUCACGUUCUCCGGCUUACCGUGACUCCCGGGAUCGCGAUCGCAGCCCACGUGACCGCAGUCGCGACCGAGAACGUGACCGCAGCCCUCGGGACCGUCGCUACGAUCGGGAGCGCCGACGCAGCCCUCCCCCACGUGACGACAGAGAUCGCGAACGUGACCGUGGGUACGAUCGUAAGGAAAGAGACCGUUCGCCUCGACGUGAUGUCCGAGCCGACUCAGUCUCCAAGAAAUCGCCCUCUGAUUGA